AUGAGCGCCCCGCGCUGGCUCCUCCUGGCCGCCUCCGACAUCCGCCCUGCCGCCUCCCCGUUUCGGACCGUGCUGGCCCCGCGCCUCCGUCCGGCUCCGCGCGCUGCGCCACCGGAUCACCGCGCCUGCCGGCCGGCUCCCGUGGACUCGGACCCGGCUCACCUCGUCCGCAGCCCCUGCCGGCCUCCACGCCAGGCUCCGGCAGCUUGCCGACUCCGCCCCAGCGCCUCCGUCCGGCUCAGCGCGCUGCGCCACCGGAUCACCGCGCCUGCCGGCCGGCUCCCGUGGACUCGGACCCGGCUCACCUCGUCCGCAGCCCCUGCCGGCCUCCACGCCAGGCUCCGGCAGCUUGCCGACUCCGCCCCAGCGCCGGCUCGCCCACUCCGCCGGGCCGCCACCCCCAGCGCCGGCUCGCCCACUCCGCCGGGCCGCCUCCCCGCGCCACCUCCCAGGACCGGCUCCGCCGGCUCCGUCGGGCCGCCUCCACCGGCGACCGAGUCACCUCCUGUGCGCCCCCACGCUGGCUCCACCCCGCAUGCGCGUGGCGCCUCCGGCCGCCGCUCCCCCAACCCUGCCGGCCUCCACGCCAGGCUCCGGCAGCUUGCCGACCCCGCCCCGACUCGGACGGCCGGCUCCGCCGCUUGCCGACUCCGCCCCGACUCGGACGGCCGGCUCCGCCGCUUGCCGGCUUCGCCCACCACCCGGCCGUCCUGGCUGGCCGCCGGCUCCCCGCUCGCCGCUGCUGGUUCCCACAUCCGGCUGUCCAGGGCCGGCUGA
Aegilops tauschii subsp. strangulata is the source of this 777-nucleotide messenger RNA. The record is from RefSeq and is a predicted model, not a curated record. NCBI's taxonomy places the organism in Eukaryota, Viridiplantae, Streptophyta, Magnoliopsida, Poales, Poaceae.